CCCUGUCCAUCAUUCGAAGGCUCACGGCUCUGACUGUUUUGCAGUGAGAUUUGGAAGCUGAGCACCGCCUCUGGAAACAAGAGAGUAAGGGGCGAUGGCGGCGGAGCGGAGUCGCUCCCCGAUGGACUCGCCGGUCCCGGCCUCUAUGUUCGCCCCCGAACCCAGCUCCCCGGGGGCGGCUAGGGCCGCGGCGGCUGCCGCCCGGCUCCAUGACGGCUUCGACUCAGACUGCAGUGAGGACGGCGAGGCGCUCAACGGCGAGCCAGAGCUGGACCUCACCAGCAAGCUGGUGCUAGUGAGCCCUACAUCAGAGCAGUAUGACAGCCUACUUCGGCAGAUGUGGGAGAGGAUGGACGAGGGAUGCGGAGAGACCAUAUAUGUCAUUGGGCAGGGAUCAGAUGGGACUGAGUACGGGCUGAGUGAAGCUGAUAUGGAGGCCUCCUACGCCACAGUGAAAAGCAUGGCAGAACAGAUAGAGGCUGACGUCAUCCUCCUGCGGGAACGUCAAGAAGCUGGGGGCCGUGUGCGGGAUUACCUGGUCCGGAAACGAGUAGGAGACAAUGACUUCCUGGAGGUCAGGGUAGCAGUGGUGGGCAACGUGGAUGCUGGCAAAAGCACGCUUCUGGGCGUCCUGACACACGGGGAGCUGGACAAUGGCCGCGGCUUUGCCCGCCAGAAACUCUUCCGCCACAAACACGAGAUUGAAUCUGGUCGUACCAGCAGUGUGGGCAACGACAUUCUGGGCUUUGACAGCGAAGGUAACGUGGUGAACAAGCCAGACAGCCAUGGCGGCAGCCUGGAGUGGACCAAGAUUUGUGAGAAAUCCACUAAGGUGAUUACCUUCAUUGACUUGGCUGGCCACGAGAAAUACCUGAAGACCACCGUCUUUGGCAUGACGGGCCAUCUGCCUGACUUCUGCAUGCUCAUGGUGGGCAGCAAUGCUGGUAUCGUGGGGAUGACCAAGGAGCACCUGGGCUUGGCAUUGGCACUCAAUGUGCCUGUUUUCGUGGUGGUCACCAAGAUUGACAUGUGUCCGGCCAACAUCCUGCAAGAAACCCUGAAGCUGUUGCAGCGCCUGCUAAAGUCGCCGGGCUGCCGGAAGAUCCCUGUGCUGGUGCAGAGUAAGGACGACGUGAUUGUCACGGCCUCCAACUUCAGCUCUGAGAGGAUGUGCCCGAUAUUCCAGAUCUCCAACGUUACAGGCGAGAACCUAGAUCUCCUGAAGAUGUUCCUCAACCUCCUCUCCCCGCGCACCAGCUACCGGGAGGAAGAGCCUGCUGAGUUUCAGAUUGACGACACUUACUCUGUCCCGGGCGUGGGAACAGUUGUGUCGGGGACAACACUGAGGGGCCUGAUCAAGCUGAAUGACACGCUGCUGCUGGGCCCAGAUCCUCUGGGUAACUUCCUGUCUAUUGCGGUCAAAUCGAUCCAUCGAAAGCGUAUGCCUGUCAAGGAGGUGCGGGGGGGCCAGACAGCCUCCUUCGCCCUGAAGAAGAUUAAGCGUUCGUCCAUCCGGAAGGGCAUGGUGAUGGUUUCCCCGCGCUUGAACCCCCAAGCGUCCUGGGAGUUUGAGGCCGAGAUCCUCGUCCUUCACCAUCCCACCACGAUUAGCCCGCGCUACCAGGCCAUGGUACACUGUGGGAGCAUCCGGCAGACAGCCACCAUUCUGAGUAUGGACAAGGAUUGUCUGCGCACUGGGGACAAGGCCACCGUGCACUUCCGCUUCAUCAAGACCCCCGAGUACCUGCACAUAGACCAGCGGCUGGUGUUCAGGGAAGGCCGCACCAAGGCUGUGGGCACCAUCACCAAGCUCCUGCAGACCACCAACAACUCCCCGAUGAACUCCAAGCCUCAGCAGAUUAAAAUGCAGUCAACGAAGAAAGGCCCCCUGACCAAACGAGAAGACGGGGGCCCGUCUGGAGGGCCGGCAGUAGGGGUACCCCCACCUGGAGACGAAGCUUGUUCCCUAGGGGCCGCGCAGUCAUCUGCGUCCCUCAGUCUCCAGCCAACGCCCAAGCCCAGCAGUGGGGGCCGGCGACGAGGAGGCCAGCGUCACAAGGUGAAGUCCCAGGGUGCCUGUGUGACACCAGCCAGUGGCUGCUGAAUUUCCCCUGCCACCCCCACCAUCCAAGGGAUCCUCGUCGUACUCUGGCCACCGCUCCACCAGACGGGCCAGAGCAGCUCUGAGCGCCAGCUGCCCUCCCCCAGGCCACAGCCGGAGCCUCAUCAUUCCCCACCCCCGGUUUCCAGGGGCAUUGUAAUUUAUAAGCCAAGGAAGGUGGCCAGACUCCUGGAGGACUGACCAUCUCUCCCACCCUCCUGCCCGCCUUCUUCCUCACUCACAGUUUUUGUACAUCUGGGCCCGUUUUUAUUCCUUUUAUUAUACCUCGUGUGUGUGUGUGUGUGUGUGUGUGUGUGUUACUGUUACAGGAGUACAGGCUCUCAGGGCCUGGCAGUCAUUUCUCCUUCCCUCCUCCUGGCUGGCUGCCUGCCCAUUUGUCCAUCCGUCCAUGUGUCUGUCUCUGUGAGAACCUUUAGGGACUAUCAAGAGCUGAAGGGUGCCCUCCUUCCCUGGCUCUGUACCCUGAACCCUCUGUGGAGCCAGUCUGGGGGUUUCUAAGUGUAAGUGCUGCUGCCAGCUCAGGGAGCCCUCCUUCUGGGACUUGGGGGUUCUAGCGGGGUGGAGAGUGCUGGCUUCCUUUUCUAACUCUGUCUUUCUCCUUAAACCCCCAAACAGGUAAUGCCAAAAGCUCUUAAAGUGUAACCUGUAGAUGUGUGGAGGGGAGGUGGUUGGAUUGUAGGGCCCUCCCUGCCCCUAACCCCACACUUGCCGCUGACCCAAAGACAGCUGGUGGCUUUUCUUUCCCCUUGGAGACAAUCCUGUGUUUGCCUGGCAGGCCAGGGCAACUCCUGCUCUGCCAUUCUGCUAAGUGGGAGGCUCCCACCUUGCCUAGGAGCCGCCCCUGCUUGGAUGACCUAGAUGGGGGUCGCCUGCUCAGGGUCAUGCUCACUAGCAUGUCCUCUUGGUGGGGUGCAGGUGUUCUCUGAGCCAGGCUAGGACUAGAACCCCUCCUUCCCCACCACACCCCUCCACAUCACCCCAGCAUAGCUGCUACAGGAGCACAACAGUGAAGCGCCCGAGCCCCAGGUUUGGAAGCCCCAGCUGGGAUGCUGGACGGGCAGGUAGCGGGCAGUGAGAAAGACCCUUCCGGGCCUAGCACGGAGCAUUGAGACCUCUGGAAGAAUCAGUGCCUGGGAUAGGGGUGGGGUUGCCCAGGCCAGAGAUGCCGCGUGGGCCCUGAACCAGCUGGGUCUGAGCUGUGGCCUGAAGCCCUCAGUUUAAGGGGCCGAUGGGGGGAGGUGUGUGUGCUCGAGCCGGGGCAGACACCCAGCUGGCUGGGCCCUCCUCAGCCUUGCCUCCGUUUUGUCCCCAACACUUCCCUUCUGCUCCCGCCCGGGCUGCUGGUACCUUCACCUCCCCUUCUAGUUAUUUCUAUUAGUUACCACUGACCCGUGGCAAUGGACCGACAAGACCAGCACACAAAAUAAAAGUUUGUUCCAAGUUGACAGUGUGGGUGGUCCCUGUCCAGCCCUUCCAGGUGGACGUGCUGCCCUAGAGCCCUGUCUGCAGGGCAGGGCUGGGGGGAGCCCAGCGCCUGUCAGGCAGGCGUGGCUUCAACAUCCAGGCGCCUGCACCAGCUGUGACCCAGGACAAGUUGCCAGCCUUCUCUGAGCCUGUUUCCUCAUCUACACCAAGAGGUAAAUGCCUACAUCAGGGGUAUAAGGACUCAGUGAGAGGAUGUGUGUGAGGCCCCCCUGUGCUCAGCACGUGGGAGGUUCCUGGUGAAAGAAUGGUCCUGCUGUUUCCCACCCAGUCGGCUUCCAAGUCUAGCAGAGGCUGCAAGCUGGGGGCAGGCUUGAAAGGGGACAAGUAGCCUUGACCUGUCUCUGUGAUAGGUGUCUCAUUCUCUUCCUGUUUGAUGUUUGCAGCUACUGUCUGUGAGGGAGGUGGUGUUCCAUUGUUUUAGUUAAGGAAACUGAAACCGAGAGGAGCAGUGCCACCAGCAGGCGUGUUUGUCCCUGCACCGGCUCUCUCCCCCAGCCGUUCCCAGUCAGCUGCUGCUGCGGCGGCGGCUGCGGCGUGUCCAUUGGCCCCUGGCUGUUUCCUGGCUUUCUUACUGGUUCCGUUUCCAGGGGCUGCUGCCCACUGGUGCCUCCAUAAGAGGAGGGCUGCAGCAUUGAGCAGCUCCUGCUCUCGGUCCCCACGGCAGGUGCUGUGGGUUGGUUUCCACGAGCCUUGGCCAUGGUAGAACCUCAGAACAGGUGGAACCCAUUUGGUUUGAACUUCAUGGCCCCUGUGAGCAUAACCACUUUCUUUUACGUUGGGAAGCUGUGGCCCUCACCCUGGCUUCUGCCCUCAGAUACUCAGGAGGGUGGGCUGGACCUCUGCGCUGACUGAGCAGGGGGCUUACUGAAUGCAGCAUUUUACUGUCAUUAACAGGGACUACAAAGGUCCCCUGCGGGCCUCAGACCUACCAACUAUCCAUUUGGAACAAAACACCAGCCCUUUUGUAGUUGAUAAAGAAUAAAGUUGUUAAUCCGAUCAUC
Messenger RNA from Rhinolophus ferrumequinum (greater horseshoe bat), 4608 nucleotides. RefSeq names its product GTP binding protein 1 (gene GTPBP1). Gene Ontology annotation, molecular function: translation elongation factor activity; GTPase activity; GTP binding. The coding region runs from base 95 to 2104 and encodes 669 amino acids. The record is from RefSeq and is a predicted model, not a curated record. The transcript is spliced from 13 exons. Gene Ontology annotation, biological process: translational elongation. Lineage: Eukaryota; Metazoa; Chordata; Mammalia; Chiroptera; Rhinolophidae.